Messenger RNA from Gongylonema pulchrum, 309 nucleotides. The record is from the annotation of a GenBank genome assembly. Lineage: Eukaryota; Metazoa; Nematoda; Chromadorea; Rhabditida; Gongylonematidae.
AUGCCCUGUUUCCUUGCCUUCUUUUUGGAAGCAUCAUUGCAAGCAAACUAUCUCAAAGCUCUGAACCUCAUUAUCGAUGGUCACAAUCAUGAAGCACUGACUACCAUGGAAGAUCUUCUAACGCACCCAAUUCUUCAAAAAUUUAAGGUCGACGUUAAUUCAUUUAAUUGGAAUGAAGCAAAGGAGAAAGCCCGCGAAAAUCCCCGAGUAUCGGCAAUGGCUCGCCUCUUCUCAUCGCUUCAUUUCAACAUUGCAAGGCUCGUGGGCGAUCCAAUCGAACAUCUAUUAAAUGUAGAUGAAUAUGUGUGA